Molecule: messenger RNA, 1114 nt
Organism: Heteronotia binoei (common prickly gecko)
Lineage: Eukaryota; Metazoa; Chordata; Lepidosauria; Squamata; Gekkonidae
Product: obscurin-like
Exons: 6
Coding region: 1-957 (318 amino acids)
Biological process (GO): protein phosphorylation
Molecular function (GO): ATP binding; protein kinase activity
Source: RefSeq, a predicted model, not a curated record
AUGAUUAAUGUAAUUGAUUUAAUAAGAUUUGAGAAGCUAAGAAGAGUCAGCCCUGGAUUCAGCUUUGUCUACGUCCGUGUUGUUUCGGUGCAGAGGACGCUUCAGCAUCAUCAAGCAGUGCAGAGAGAAACUCAGCGGGAACGCCCUGGCGGCCAAAAUCAUCCCUUACCAAGCAGAAGACAAGGAGGUCGUGCUCCAGGAGUACAGAUCCUGAGGAAGCUUCACCACACCAACAUCGGACAACUGCAGGGGGCUUAUGUCAGCCCCCGCCACCUGGUGCUGAUCCUGGAGCUGUGUGUGGGCCCUGAGCUGCUUCAUGCCCUGGCUGGAAGGUCCUCCUAUUCAGAGGUGGAAGUCAGAGACUACCUGUGGCAGAUACUUACUGCUGUUGAGUUCCUUCACGCUCAGAGCAUCCUUCACAUGGAUCUGAGGUCUGAAAAUAUGAUUAUUACUGAACCGAACCUGCUUAAACUCCUGGACUUUGGCAAUGCACAGUUCUACAAUCCAGACAGAGUGAUAACUCUGGAGGGGUGCACAGACUAUGUGGAAACAAUGGCUUCAGAGCUCCUGUCGGAUAAAGGAGCAGUCCCGCAGACUGACAUCUGGGCUGUCGGUGUAACGGCUUUCAUCAUGCUGAGUGCUGAAUACCCCAUCAGUUCUGAGGCAGCCUGUGACUUCGGGAGGCUGGUGAAGCGAGAGAAGAUCAAGCUGAACAGAUGCUAUGCAGGCCUCUCCGGAGGAGCUGUCUCCUUCCUCCAAAGCACUCUUUCCUCAAAUCCAUGGAGGAGACUCACAGCCUCUGAAUGCCUUCAGUCUCCGUGGCUGCAGGAGACGGGCUUGGAUGAGAGGCAGCAAGCGACGGUCACUUUCUCCACCACCAAGCUGAGGAAUUUCGUGGCAGAGCGGGAAAGGAAGAGGGCCUUGCUGUGUUCAAAGUACGGCUUGAUGACUGUAUGAUGAAGCGAUUCCGGGCGUGAUCACCGCGAUGCUGCCUUCCCCCUCCACGUCCCUGAGAACACCUACGCAGGAUGCUUUGUACUUAGAUUAUGACGAUUUCUGUUUUCUGGACUGAAAAGUAACAGGUGCCGUCUGCAGACCGAACGGCACAGAUGAA